AGCUGAGCCCUACCUACCUGCUUCUGCAGCUGCCUUAAACCGGAGAACUUCCAAUCCUGCAGCUCCUCAAUAAUUAAAGAACCCCAAGGCUGAUGGCGGGGGGCAGAGUCCCUGCACUUAUUAGUUCUUGUCACUUAACCGGUAACUGACUAAAUUAGCAGAAUAACCUCUGAGAAGAUGAGAAGGUCUGGCAGGCCCGUGGCUUUGUUUUCACCCACUGGCUCUGCCUCCUAGACUGUCUGGAAGGAGAAGCGCUUCUGCAGGUGCCCCUGAAAUGCCAGCUUCCAGGAACUUGAGCAGGGUGAGUGGGGGAACUGCUUACCGGGAGCCGCUGCUUUACCCUACCCGCCUCGGAGUGUCUGCGAGCAGGGUGGCCGUUUCUGCGGAUAUAAGCGACAGGUGGCAUCAGAGAGUCAGACUUGCCUGCGGGCACCAGAGAAGACACUCAGGGACCAGGGAAAGGCCCCCAGAAACCAGACUUAGGCCACCGGCAGCCCAGUGAGGGGAAAGACUCCAAGGGCAUGCAGAAUCCGGGGCUGGGUCCCCUGCAGCGGUCAAACCCGACGCGUGGGGGAGGGGUUCCCGGGGCCGCGAGCGCCCGCCGCGCGACGCAGCGCGGGGCCCUCGGCGGGAAUGCACAGAGCCGGAUCUCGGUGGCGGGUAGGGGGCUGGGUGGCGCGGGAGAGGGCGGCAGAACGAGGGAGUUCCAGAGAGUUGCCGCCAGAGGAGCAGCAAGGGCCCGCGGUCUCCUUGGAGACGUGCUGGCCAAUGAAAGCAGCGGAAGCUGUUUAUGGGGGCGGAGCGUCGCCAUGGCAGCAGAAGAAGCCUUCCGAGCGUCUACUUAAUGCCGGUCCCCGGGCCGUCGGCGCUCACAGAAGCGCCGUCGGGCGAAGGGGGGGGCGACGAGGGGCGCCAGCAGAACCCUCGAGCUGGGGACGGAGAGCGGCGGGAGGUGGGAGGAACUUCUUCCAGAACCUUCCUCAGGCGCGGCUGCGCUCUGAGCCAGGCCCCACAUUCGUGUUCGGAGGAGGCGACCCCGCGGGUCGCGGAAUGGAAGUGAGGGUUCUGGAGGCUGUGUAACUGGAGCCUCAGGUAACAGCGGGCCGGAGACCGCGGCUGGCCACCCGGCUCAGCCUGUGGAUGUUGACCGCCCCAUCGGAGGUUCCCCGCAGACAUGGCGGAGAGCUGGCUGCGCCUCUGCGGAGCAGGGCCUGGGGACGAGGCCGGGCCAGAGGGCAGCGUGGAGGAGCCGGACGCCCUGGAUGACAGCCUGACCAGCCUGCAAUGGCUGCAGGAAUUCUCCAUUCUCAAUGCCAAGGCCCCCACUCUGCCCCCGGGGGGCACCGACCCCCACGGCUACCACCAAGUGCCGGGCUCGGUGGCGCCCGGGUCACCCCUGGCGGCAGACCCUGCCUGCUUUGGGCAGCCUCACACACCAGGCAAGCCCACCUCCUCCUGCACAUCUCGAAGCGCGCCCCCGGGGCUGCAGGCCCCGCCCCCUGACGACGUGGACUAUGCCACCAACCCACACGUAAAGCCGCCCUACUCGUACGCCACCCUCAUCUGCAUGGCCAUGCAGGCCAGCAAGGCCACCAAGAUCACUCUGUCGGCCAUCUACAAGUGGAUCACGGACAACUUCUGCUACUUCCGCCAUGCGGAUCCCACCUGGCAGAAUUCCAUUCGCCACAACCUGUCCCUGAACAAGUGCUUCAUCAAGGUGCCUCGAGAGAAGGACGAGCCUGGCAAGGGCGGCUUCUGGCGCAUCGACCCUCAGUAUGCGGAGCGCCUGCUCAGCGGGGCCUUCAAGAAGCGGAGGCUGCCCCCAGUCCACAUCCACCCUGCCUUUGCCCGGCAGGCCUCCCAGGAACCCAGCGCUGCCUCCUGGGGUGGGCCUCUGACCGUGAACACCGAGGCCCAGCAGCUGCUGCAGGAGUUUGAGGAGGCCACAGGGGAGGGGGGCUGGGGCACAGGAGAGGGCAGGCUGGGGCAUAAGCGGAAGCAGCCGCUGCCCAAGAGGGUGGCCAAGGUCCUGCGGCCGCCCAGCACGCUGCUGCUGACCCAGGAGGAGCAGGGUGAGCUGGAACCCCUCAAAGGCAACUUCGACUGGGAGGCCAUCUUCGAGGCUGGCACUCUGGGUGAGGAGCUGAGCUCUCUGGAGGGCCUAGAGCUAAGCCCUCCGCUGAGCCCCGCCUCACAUGGAGAUGUGGAUCUUACCGUCCACGGCCGCCACAUCGACUGCCCCGCUACCUGGGGACCUCCAGCGGAACAGGCUGCCGACAGCCUAGACUUUGACGAGACCUUCCUGGCCACAUCCUUCCUCCAGCAUCCCUGGGAUGAGAGUGGCAGUGGCUGCCUGCCCCCAGAGCCCCUCUUUGAAGCAGGGGAUGCCACCCUGGCCGCUGACCUGCAGGACUGGGCCAGUGUGGGUGCCUUCUUGUAAAAGGUCAGGCCCCACCCCAUCUCCGGACAGUGCCCAAGUCAGGGCCCAGAACUGCCUCCCAAGACAGGCCAGCGGACAUCUCAGCACCCUGGCAGGGACUGGGCCAGGUCUCUGAAGGCUGGCUCCAUCAGGCCACACUGCUGCCAGCUGGGGAUGUCCUCAUAUCCAAGCCCAGAAGACUGGGAACUGAGGGCCCAGGAUCCAAACAGCUGCCUCCCCCUCACCAGCAACCCCCACACAGUGUUUCAUCGGCCCAUGUUCCCCCAAGCCCAAGAAUUGUCAAAAUCACACACACACACCCCUGCCUGGCUCCCUGCCCCCUGCACUAUGAGAGCUGAAGCCUGGAGGGGACCUGCCAGGCCAGGGAGGAACUGAACAGGGCCCUCAUGGACGCUCUUCACCUCACCCACUCCUGCUGCUUCCCCGGGUCUCUACCCAGAGAAAGUUCCCAGGUACAACAAGGGCUAAUUAGAUGGCAACAACUUCACUCCCUAGAGGCCCCUCCCGGCAGAGCUCUCCCCCAUGGGGGACCCCCGCCACCACCUCCCGGCAGCCUUGGCUAGGGAGAGUAGUGGCAGGAGACUGGGGAAAGGAGAGUGAGAAGGGGAAACAGAGAGAGGAGGCAGAAAUAAGGUGGGGGCAGCAAGGUGGAGCAAGAUGGUCUCUGAGCCCUCUGGGACCUUCUCCUGGCCUAUCACCUGCAGAAAGGAGGCUGACUUGAGGCUGAGAGCAACAGGCAGGUGGGGUUCGGGGUGCUUGGGGCAGGGGCAGCCAAGCUGCUAGGUAGAGGGAGGGAGGAACUAAUAUAGGGAGUUUAGUUAGAGCUGAGACUUAACUGGGAGGGAUGGCCAGCUUGCUGGAAACACUGAGACCAGGAAGGGGGAGCACCAUGCCCCUGUCUGCACUGGGGGGACCAGGUCUUGCUGCACCCUGACCACUGGGGCUGGGACCCUUAUCCACCCUCCACAUGGGGCAAUUUAACCUUUUUCAUGUAAAGUUCUUUACAAUAUUUUUUUUUUCAAAAUAAAAUGAAAAUAAGUCUGA
Meriones unguiculatus (Mongolian gerbil) is the source of this 3484-nucleotide messenger RNA. It is a transcript of the gene Foxj1, whose product is annotated as forkhead box J1. The transcript has 3 exons. Gene Ontology annotation, biological process: regulation of DNA-templated transcription. Lineage: Eukaryota; Metazoa; Chordata; Mammalia; Rodentia; Muridae. Gene Ontology annotation, molecular function: DNA-binding transcription factor activity; sequence-specific DNA binding. Bases 1175 to 2440 code for a protein of 421 amino acids. The record is from RefSeq and is a predicted model, not a curated record.